Molecule: messenger RNA, 1128 nt
Organism: Rotaria socialis
Lineage: Eukaryota; Metazoa; Rotifera; Eurotatoria; Philodinida; Philodinidae
Source: the annotation of a GenBank genome assembly
AUGAUUCCUUUUUACAUAUUGUUUGUGACGCUAUUGAAUAGCGUCAGAAGUUCGUCUGCAAUUACUAUUGGCUCCGUGACUGUAACUCAAAUACGUGAUGCUACAGCACCAAAUCAAAACUCAAACGCAUAUGUUGUAACCUCGAGCAAAGUCCGUGAAGGAUUCUUAGUAGACACUGGUGUCACAAAUAGUACAACUUCAAAACUGAUCUCGGUAUACCAAGAGCAAGUACUCUCAACUACAAAACCACCAAAGUUUGUCUUUGUUACACAUGGACAUCCAGAUCACUUAGGUGGCAUUGCUCUCAUUCAACAAGUUUACCCUACAACGCCGAUCUAUGUGAUCACUCAGCAAGUUGCCAAAGAAGCUGUUCAAUGGAUGAAUUUUAGCUGUACUAAUGGAUUCUCUUCGGCUGCACAAUGUGCCGUGAAUUAUUCCAAGGUCUUACGUGUACUGACAUCACCACGAACACAACUUGCAUUUAAUGAUCGAUACGCACAAAUCAAUGCGUUUAGUGUCAUAGUGAAAGGUGAAUCAUCAUAUGCAGGUCUUCUUGGAGUCACUGUUGCAUCCAAAUUUUACUGGCUUUUUACGGGCGACGCCAUCUCUAUCCGAUCUCACCUAUUCAUUAGCAAUUUUUUCGAUAAUCAAAUACUACCAGCUAGUGAUGAUGCUCUUUGCGCUUGGGCUGGAAAUAUGCAAGCAUCUGUAUGUGAGUUACAGCUUAGCCGACGAGAGCCUACGAUAUUUCCCGGCCAUGGUCCCAUCAGUGAUGUGUCUUCUUAUGAAAAAGAUGUCGCUCGCAACGUUGCGUGGCUUCGGUCAAUAAGAAAUCUAACAUUUAACAGUUGUAACAAAACGUAUAUUUCUGAUGAAAUGCUUCGAAUUUUUCCAGAGUUCGGUCAAACAAAUUUUGCGAGUAUUGGUGCUCUCAAUAUGCACGUACCGGCGGACGCAAAUAGUGUUGGGUGCAACUGCACUAAUGAUUCGCCUACAAUUUGUCCAGUAUAUCAUGCACCACCUACAUGCAUGCAUUUGGAUAUCAAUGAUACCGACACAACACUUGCAUGUAGCAUGCGAUCAACAGUUUGGUGGCCUAAAGGUAUCCUUAAGUGGAUCCUAAAUUGA